Molecule: messenger RNA, 2679 nt
Organism: Brachypodium distachyon (stiff brome)
Lineage: Eukaryota; Viridiplantae; Streptophyta; Magnoliopsida; Poales; Poaceae
Exons: 5
Coding region: 1-1362 (453 amino acids)
Molecular function (GO): protein binding
Source: RefSeq, a predicted model, not a curated record
AUGGCAAUGCGAAGCCCCGCUCACCUCAACCUCCACGCCCACCACGAAUUCACCGUGGCAACGAAACGUGCAUGUUCCGACGCUUGCCCGUCAACGAAACGCCUCCGCGAAUGCGACGAGGCGUCGUCGUCGUCGCUUCUCCUCCCGGUGGACCUCCUGCUCGAGAUCGCCGCGCGCGCCGACGUCGCGACCGUCGUCCGCUGCGCCGCCACCUCCAAGCACUUCCGCGCCGCCAUCCUCGAGCAGGGCUUCCGCCGCCGCCGCCGCCUGCUCAACGGCCGCGCAGCCGCAGGCUUUGAUCCCAGCUCCGUCCGCGGCAUCUCGUACAAGCUCACGGACAGGGACGAAGACGACAUCUGUCGGUCCCACACCGUGCGCCUACUCCAGACCCCGCCAUCCGACACGGCCAUCAGCCGUUCCAGAGCGGUCAGCCUCUGCCUGGAGCCCGUGGCCUGGCGCGACGGCCUCGUCAUCCUCCGCCACAGCCAAAGCGGGGAGCUUGCGGCGUGCAACCGCAACACCGGACACGAGGCGCCCCUCGGUGAUCCCGCGGCGCUGGCCGUGAGCGAUGACUACCCUCACGCCCUGCUCACCGUCGACGGCGGCGGCGGCGGCGGCGGCGGCGGUAGCUUCGAGCUGCUCGUCGCGGACAAGGAUCUGCGGUUCCAGACCUACUCGUCACGGCACGGCAAGUGGGGCGCCGUCGUCCACGCGGCGGCCGCCGCAGCCCAGCACCACCUCCACCAUCCGCCGUCCAGCCAGACAGCGCGCACGCGCGAUCCCUCCAAGCACCCCGUGGUCAUCAACGGGAACAGCGUCCACUGGCUAUGCGGGUGCCGCGGCGGUUUGGACGCCGGGCGUCUGCACAUCGUCGCUCUGGGCGUGGACACGGCCGCGGCGGGUGCAAGAGCAACCGUGAUCGACCUGCCGCGGGGCUGCGUCAGCCGGAUGAUGGGCUUCAAGCACAAGAGCGGGAUCACGCUGGCCGUCUCGGCGGACGGGAGGCUGAGCCUGGUGGUGUCGGAGACCCAGGUGAUAUCGAUGUGGACGUCUGAGGUCGGGGAUCCAGAUCAGAUCACGUGGAGCCGGCGGGUGGUGGUGGACAGGCAGGAGUGGGGCGUGCACGCGUCGAUUCGGUUCGAGGGGUUCGGGGAGAGGAGCGGCACCCUGCUGUUUUACAUGUCCUAUGUUGGGCUCGUCCAGCUCAACCUUGUCACCAACAAGGCCCUCGUCGUGCUCCACAGAAAACACCCCUGUGCGAGUCGCAUCUCACAGGUGUGCUUGCGCGAGAUAAACCUGCCCUCUCUGCUGCAAACCAUGAAACCUUUUCAUUUUUCAAGUUGUUGCUUCCUCCGAUUCUAAAUUUUUGUCCUUGUUUUAGUUCGAAAUUUAGGAUAUGAGAUAGUAGUAUCUAAAUUCUGAAUCACCUCCUGUCAGCUGUGAUGCAUCCUUUUUUAUGCUGGUGCCUUGUCCGGAAUGGUGGGUGUGAUACUUUGGGGUAGCAGGGGAGACUUCGUCGCCUUUGGAACUGCUGCUCAGAUAUGAUGACUAAGCAAAAGAAGUAAACAACACUACAGCUACAUAGCACAUAUGCAUUGGUAAACAUUUUGCUGGUGCUAAAAAUCCUCUAUAUCUAAGCAGAGGCAACUCACUGUCUGAUUUUCCUGACCUCUCGUGAAGCCACGUCAUCUUCUUUUCACAGCGCACGCGAUUCUGUACCGACGCAAUCGCGGGUGUCCCGUUCUCCUGAGGCACCGAUGCAGUCGCACCUUCCCGCUAUUUGGGCUUCGCCAACGUCCAUAGUUGUUGGGCCAAGUUUUUAGCCCACCUAUGCAGCAGAAAAAAAAAACUUCGAUCCCCAAUUCCCGAUUUCUACUGCGCUUCGCCUCCAAUCCGUCCUCCUCCCCCGUGGGCCUGCCGAUUCCGUGGCCUGCGCAGCUGCGCUGCUUCACCUGCCCUGCCCCCAUCUUCCCCCGUCUCGCCUGCCUGUGCGCUGCUUCGCCUCCCCGUCCACAGCCGUCGCCGUUUCUUCAGUCUGUUCGUCUACAUCAGUAUCUCCGCCGGCGCGGCCGAUCCUCUCCCGCUCACAAAUAAUGCAGCCACCAAUGCUCCAGAAACGGCCCCGCGUAUCUAAGCAUUCAUGAUUGGGGUCAGCUGAGCCGUCACCUUCUUCAUCCUUUAAACCCCUGCCCGUGCCACCACCCACCUGCUCGAUUCACCCAAUCUGGCACCUGCCUUCUCAUGUACUGGAUUUUACUUCGGUUAGCCGUGCUGCUCGCUCAAAUUAGGAGUCAUUGUUAUGCAGAGCCCAGGAUUUGAUUCAAUUUUGCAUGUAGCACGCUGGACAACACGACCUACUUGCAUCGUUUCAGGCAGAUGCGGACACAGCUGCGCUGAGAAUUCUUUGUGCACAUGAGGUUCUAAACCGCAUAAAUAUUAGAUCAUUCAGUUUACGGAACAUGAUGGAAGGACAUAACACAGCAAGCAACAUCAGAAGUCAGCACUGCACUGCCUUCUACCUAAAAUUAGUUAUAGUGAUGUUUGAAUAAAAUUAUUGGUAACUAUAUUGAUCACCUUUAAUUUCUAUCCAUCAGACCUCUUACUAAUAUUGUUUCAUAUUUGUCCAAUGCAUGCAUAUGCAUCUAUCUGAGUGAAUAAAAUCUCUGCACUUUCUUCUCA